GUGAGGCGCUGAGAAGAGGAGGAGGACAGCUUACAAGGAACAGAGAAAGAGAAACGGAAGAUAUAGAAGGCUUUAAUGUACAGCACAAGCAAAGAAAAGAAAUACAGCUAUUUAAUUCCUUUAACCACCUGCAUGUCCACUGAUAGAAGACUGUACAAACGGAAGAUUUAAAUGACAAGAUUGAAUGUGACUGGAUUGUGACACUACCGUUGCAGCCCCUCCGGCAGGCAGCCCAUUCACAAACAGCGGACCGCUUCAAGUGCUUUGACAGGGGAGAAGAUGAGGAAAUUCUGACUGACACUCCUCCUGCAUGGAAUUUUUAUCUUGUUCUCGGUCUCAGUGAUUUUCAGGAGACCAAUCUUGGCUCUAGUCCAGUUCAUCAGGCUGAGCUGAGGAAGCUGAAUAAAGCCGGGAAGAUAUGCGAAGAAAAAGCAGACAAGCAAUCAGCGUGAGUGCAGCAUCUGUUUGCACCUGCCACUGAAAAGACAGCUCUGCCAGCACGGCUUUUGUCGUCCGCCUGCCUUCCUGGCGAAUGAGAGACCGAGGCCUCUCGGCCGAAUGGAAUGGAAUUCAGCCAUGCGGCUCUGACUGGAGUUGUUGUUUGCCUUGUGCUGUCAGUGGGCAGGCAGUGCCUGCGUUCCUCCUGCUGCUGCUACUGACUGUUUCCAGAUUAUCUCAAGAGUGUAGGCUGAAAAUAUUCUCUGCUUGCUUCCGCCCCUCCACUUUUAGCCACUCUUGGGCAGAAGCAAGUGAUAAACAACUAACUUGAUGAUUUGAAUUAACCUACUUGGUGAAUGGAUGCACUGGGGGUUAAACUUAACUUGGUUGAUUUAAUGGAGUCUUUUGCCCCUUAAACUUAUUCUGCAUCUCUGGAGGAUUGCGCUGGCCUGAAUAUUUUUCUAUUUUCAUCCCUCGAGGUGCCAUUUUUAUCAUUAACUGUUCACCGGUUAUGCAGAGGCUGUAGUUUCCAUAGAAAUGAAGAUAUCUGUGAAUCUCUGGAGACUGAGAGUGUCAGAGUAAGGUGAAGGAGAGGUACAGGGAAAUAAAUCUGUUGUGUUUCCUUUAGCCUGGGAUGAAAAGAUGUUUGGAUGAUAGUGGAGAUCACUGACUGGAUGAAUGAAGGAAGAUUUUCAGGGAGACGCUUAUUUUCCAGCCAUUCCUCACUCUGAGGAAGUGAAGAUACAGAGAGGCACAAAAACACGCUGUUCUCAAGGCACUCCUUUCUCUGAACUGCCAGAAGCAAACAGUGUACGGAGAAAAAGACUGUUAGCCAUGUGCUAAAAUGCUCUCCUACUCUCAAUUGACUCUUUCAGUGUCCUCAUGUUGAAUCAAAUUCUUCAAAUUUUUCCAUUUUUGAAAUACCUGUUGAAAAUCUAUACUGUCAAAUAGAGUGCAUUGUUAUUUUCAUGAAUAGCAGAUGCUAUUCGGUGAGAAAAAUUACAAACAAGACUUGUAGCAAGUGGGAGAAGUUGUUCAAAUGUCAUUUGCUAAUCUUAUAGGAUGAUCGCAUCUGUUUUUGCUGUGGAUGAGCAUGACAUCAACAAAGAGCGAAUUUUCAGCACUAAUACCCAAAGCCUGGUCUCUGUCAGAUCAUUUGUGUCUCAUGGACUUCUGAUAAUUCUUGGGUAGAGGACUUUAUCCUUGAUUAGGAAAGUGAGACAACUUCACUAAAGUCAAGAUCCAGAUACAAGACAGUAAAAUGGAUGAUUCCAGUAUAUUAAGGCGGAGAGGCCUUCAGAAGGAGCUGAGUCUUCCCAGAAGAGGCAGUUUCUGUCGGACCAGCAACAGAAAGAGUUUGAUAGUGACAUCCAGCACCUCUCCCACUCUGCCUCGACCCCAUUCUCCACUGCACGGACACCCAGGAUCCAGCCCAUUGGACAGUCCACGCAAUUUCUCCCCUAACACUGCGGCCCACUUCUCUUUUGUGCCAGCUCGCAGCCAUGGACACAGGGCUGACAGGACGGAUGGUCGUCGCUGGUCUCUCGCCUCUCUGCCGUCCUCUGGCUAUGGAACCAACACCCCCAGCUCAACAGUCUCGUCAUCAUGUUCAUCUCAGGAGAAGCUGCACCAGUUGCCCUUCCAGCCCACUGCAGACGAGCUGCAUUUCCUCACCAAACACUUCAGCUCAGAGAGCAUCACGGAUGAGGACGGGAGAAGAUCGCCAGCCAUGCGACCGCGCUCCCGCAGUCUCAGCCCUGGACGCUCACCCAUAUCAUUUGACCAUGAGAUCAUCAUGAUGAACCAUGUUUACAAGGAGCGUUUCCCUAAGGCUACUGCUCAGAUGGAGGAACGGUUGGCUGAUUUCAUAUCCUCAUCAGCUCCUGACAAAGUCAUGCCUUUAGCUGACGGCGUCCUGAGCUUCAUCCACCACCAGGUCAUCGAACUGUCUCGGGACUGCCUGGACAAAUCCCGCGAGGGUCUCAUCACCUCCCGCUACUUCUAUGAGCUACAGGAGAACCUUGAGAAGCUACACCAGGAUGCUCAUGAGCGUUCAGAAAGUGGGGAGGUGACGUUUGUCACCCAGCUGGUAAAGAAACUGAUGAUAGUCAUCGCCCGGCCCGCCCGUCUGCUGGAGUGUUUGGAGUUUAACCCAGAGGAGUUCUACCACCUGUUAGAGGCUGCUGAAGGUCAUGCUAAAGAAGGUCAAGGCAUCAAGUCUGACAUCCCUCGGUACAUCAUCAGCCAGCUGGGCCUCACUAGGGACCCCCUUGAGGAAAUGGCCCAGCUGAGUAGCUAUGACAGUGGUAACCCUGAAACCCCAGAGACAGAGACAGAUUCCACAGAUAGUCGAGGAGCCACUGUACAGCCACACCAGCUUCAGCCUCAGUCAAAAACUAAAACUCCUCGUGAGGAAGACUUUGAGACCAUUAAACUCAUCAGUAAUGGAGCCUAUGGGGCUGUGUUUUUGGUGAGGCAUAAGGAGACCCGUCAGCGAUUUGCCAUGAAGAAGAUCAACAAGCAGAACCUGAUCCUGAGAAACCAGAUCCAGCAGGCCUUUGUGGAAAGAGACAUCCUGACAUUUGCAGAGAACCCUUUUGUUGUCAGCAUGUUCUGCUCCUUUGAGACAAGGAGACAUCUUUGCAUGGUUAUGGAGUAUGUGGAGGGUGGGGACUGUGCCACUUUGCUGAAGCACAUUGGAGCUCUGCCUGUGGACAUGGCACGUAUGUACUUUGCUGAGACCGUUCUAGCACUGGAAUACCUUCACAACUAUGGCAUUGUGCACAGAGACCUCAAACCUGACAAUCUCCUGAUUACUUCAAUGGGACACGUCAAAUUGACAGACUUCGGCCUGUCCAAAAUUGGUUUAAUGAGCUUAACAACCAAUCUAUACGAGGGCCACAUUGAAAAAGAUGCCCGUGAAUUCCUUGAUAAACAGGUGUGUGGUACUCCUGAAUACAUUGCUCCUGAGGUCAUUCUGAGGCAGGGCUAUGGUAAACCAGUGGACUGGUGGGCCAUGGGAGUCAUCUUGUACGAGUUUCUUGUGGGCUGUGCUCCCUUCUUUGGGGAUACACCCGAGGAACUGUUUGGACAAGUCAUCAGUGAUGAGAUAAUCUGGCCAGAAGGUGAUGAAGCUUUGCCUCCUGAGGCUCAAGAUCUCAUCUCCAAACUACUGCGGCAAAACCCUCUGGAGCGUCUGGGGACAGGGAGUGCGUUUGAGGUGAAACAGCACCGCUUUUUUACUGAUCUGGACUGGAACAGUCUCCUGAGGCAGAAGGCUGAGUUCAUUCCUCAGCUGGAGUCGGAGGAUGACACUAGCUACUUUGACACACGCUCAGAUCGGUAUCAUCAUGUAGACUCGGAGGAAGAGGAUGACACUAAUGAUGAUGACCAUCUGGAGAUCCGUCAGUUCUCCUCCUGUUCACCACGAUUUAGCAAGGUAUAUAGUAGUAUGGAGCGUCUUUCCUUGCAUGAGGAGAAGCGCACCCCUCCUCCCACUAAGCGCAGUCUGAGUGAAGAAGGAGGAGAGCGGAUCGACAGUCUCAGUGGCCUAAAGUCUAGAGACCGGAGCUGGCUGGUUGGCUCGCCCGAGAUCUUAAGGAAGCGUCUCUCUGUUUCCGAGUCAUCUCACACUGAGAGUGAUUCCAGCCCACCUCUGACUGUACGUCGCCGCUGCUGCUCAGCUAUCAUCGAAAUGCCUCGAUUUGCCAUUUCCAGUGAAGAGGAUGGCGGUGUGGGGGGCAGGAAGACCCCUGUGAGGGGCCCUCGUGUGGAAGAUCUGCCUCAGGCCAUACCAGAGCUCCCUGUGGAGAGAGAGCUCAGGCUGGAUGAAUCACCCACCACACCAGGCUCCACUUCCAGCCAGAUCAGCCAAUCCACUCUCACACCUGGUAGUUCUGCUGAUGUGUUGGAUCGAGCUUCUCGCUACAGUGCUGAAAGUUAUGAAAACUCCACUCCUAAAGCCAUCAGUGAUUUGGCGGCUCGAAGAGCUCGCCACAGACUGCUAUCAGGAGAUACAGAGAAACACGCAUCACGUCCACUUAACAAAGUCAUCAAAUCAGCCUCAGCAACUACCCUCUCACUAAUGAUUCCUUCUGAUCACCAUGGUGCCUCUCCUCUUGCCAGUCCCAUGUCCCCUCACUCUCUUUCGUCCAACCCCUCAUCACGUGACUCCUCUCCCAGCCGAGACCUGUCCCCAGCUGUCUGCAGUGUUAAACCCGCCAUAGUCAUUCACAGAGCCGGCAAGAAAUAUGGUUUUACCCUGCGUGCCAUCAGGGUUUACAUGGGAGACACAGACAUUUAUACUGUGCACCACAUGGUCUGGCACGUGGAGGAUGGAGGACCUGCUCAUGAGGCUGGACUGAGAGAGGGAGAUCUUAUUACACAUGUUAAUGGAGAGCCUGUCCAUGGACUUGUGCACACAGAAGUUGUAGAGCUCAUUCUCAAGAGUGGUAGUAAGGUGUCCAUCUCUGCUACGCCUUUUGAGAAUACAUCUAUUAAGGUUGGCCCUGCACGCAAAACCAGCUACAAGUCCAAAAUGGCCCGCCGCAACAAAAGAACUAAAACCAGAGAAGGACAAGACAGUAAGAAGAAAAACUCCCUGUUCCGUAAGAUCACCAAGCAGGCUACUCUUCUCCACACCAGUCGCAGUUUGUCCUCUCUGAACCGCUCGGUCUCGUCUGGCGACAGUGUCCCGGGGUCUCCCACUCACAUGUCCCCUCGUUCACCCACACAGGGCUGUCGUUCCACACCCGACUCUGCCCACUCAGUUGGUGGGAACUCAUCCCAAAGUAGCUCACCUAGCUCCAGUGUGCCAAACUCUCCUGCCAGUUCUGGUCAGAUCAGACCGAGCUCUUUGCAUGGUCUAGCCCCCAAACUGCAGCGCCAGUACCGCUCCCCCCGCCGGAAGUCCGCAGGCAACAUCCCCUUAUCCCCUCUGGCUCGUACACCGUCGCCCACCCCUCAGAACACCUCCCCGCAGCGUUCUCCUUCACCUCUUCCAAGCCACGCACUUCUCACUUCUUCAAUUGGCCAGUCUUUCCCUGUCAAACUCCACUCUUCGCCUCCCUUAGUAAGACAGAUAUCCCGCCCUAAGAGUGCGGAUCCUCCUCGCUCCCCUCUGCUCAAACGUGUCCAGUCGGCUGAGAAACUUGCAGCUUCUCUUUCUUCUUCAUCCUCUUCACCUUCUCCUUCCUCUGCUACUGAUAAAAAACUGCCAGUUGGGGCCAGCCGCAAACACAGUCUUGAUACUUCACAUUCAGAGUUUAAAAAGGAGAUGCUACAGCGAGACCCUAGUCUACAGAGCCUGCAGGAAUCAGCCAGUGAGACUCUAAUGGGAGGAAGAGUGUCUCCUGCAGAAAAGGGCAGCCUGCAGAAGAGUUCAGUUCGAAAACUGGGUCGGCAAGAAGGUCCUGAAUCUGGAACUGGAACUCUGGGACUUGUUCCUGGGAAGAGUAAACUGAAAGACAAGCUGUCUGCUAUACGCCAGGAUCGUGCUGAGCGCCGCGAGUCUCUUCAAAAGCAAGAUGCCAUCCACGAGGUGGAUUCCUCAGAGGAUGAGACAGACGAAGGGUCAGAAGACAGCCAAGAUGGACGCAGGACAAGCUACGUUCCUCCUAGCCAUAUCUUGAGGCCUACUACUGCAAUGGCCUCCCCCCAUACCAUCAGGAUUGGACCAGCAGCUCCACCAACACUGGGAUUGAUGCCCUCAACAGUUGCACCACCAGGCUCACCUCAGCCUGGUCAAGGACUGCAGAUACAAAGCCAAAGUACCACUCAAUCUCAGACACAAACUUCAACCUCACCGCCAAUGCAAGCUGCAGCCAAGCCCCCAGAACAGAAUCCCACAACCUCUGCUAUGGCCCAAGACUCCAAUUCAACGCUAGCGGAUGACUCGAUAAAGAAAGAGUCAAAGGCACAGGACUGUUGUGUUAGGCCUUCUCCACUUCAACCCAGCCCUCUGUCCAGCACCUUUUCCACCCACGGCAGCGCCUUUACCUCUGUCAGCAAAGACCCCUUUGUCAAACCUACCACACCUCCAUUGGAUCCCCGGAGGACCUUCAAAACUUCUGAGCCCAGGUCCAAAACCAGUGGUAGAAUGGAUUCUAGCACUGCUUCUGGAGUAGCCUGGGAUACUCCUGUUGCUACCACACCAACCGGAGGCAUCACUAAGGAGAUGAAGGAGGCCGACAACCGCAGACAGGCUGCAGCCACUGCUGCUGCUACCGCCUCUGCAUCCACUGCCUCUGAGAGCGGAAUGGACAAAGUUGUGUCUCAACUGGCCACUGUUGCUAAGAGUGUACUUGGCCCUGUCAAACUCAACAUCGGAGGUACUAAAGAGGCCUCAGAGCGGACAAAGGACCAGCGUCCCCAGGUAGAUGCCAACCACCCAAAGAUAAAAGAAUGUCGUCUGGAGCGUCCUGAUUCUCCUGACCGCUUGAGUCCCUCUGCUGCUUCUGGCUCCCAGUCUCCAAGGCUGACUGAAUCUCCCUCUAAACAAACAUUAUCCAAAUCUGAGCCAGCCUCAACUUCUCAGAGGUCUUUAGAGGUCCAAGAGACUUCAAAAAGGGCAGGUCCUCCAAACUCCCAAGCUGGGGAAGAGAAUCAGGAAAGACCAGGGACUUCACAAAGUGGCAGCACACCAAGGCCUAGGUCUGAAGCACAAUCACGGGCCCAGGCAAAGCCCAAUUCCACUACUUCACGAGAUAAAUCUAACAAGACAACGUAGCAGCCCUGCAUAAAGACCCAUUUUCUCCAGCUUUAAUUUAACUUGCCUAUUAACAGACAUUUUAACACAAAGUGGUUGUCCUGUUUAACGUCAGUAUCCUUGUAAAAAGAUUCUGGAAAGAUAAGACAAAGGGAGAGAUAGAGGUGUUUACAGAUGAGCCCAAAAGCUUAAUUUCAGAGAGUUUUAUGCUCUGCCAUUCACAAAAUAAUUGUGAGGUUGUGCAAUUGUUUUGAUUUUCUUGUUCCUCUUUUUUAAGUAUUUUUCUCAGCACCUAGAAAACUUGGGAAAAAUGUGUGGUUCUGCACCCUGAGAGCCAGAAACCCUAUCCACUCACAGUGUAUUACCUCUUCAUAUUACUUUAAGAAUAUUCUGUUGUAGUAGGUAUAGUUGUGCCUU
Rhinichthys klamathensis goyatoka is the source of this 7561-nucleotide messenger RNA. It is a transcript of the gene mast2, whose product is annotated as microtubule associated serine/threonine kinase 2. The transcript is spliced from 28 exons. Lineage: Eukaryota; Metazoa; Chordata; Actinopteri; Cypriniformes; Leuciscidae. Gene Ontology annotation, molecular function: protein binding; protein serine/threonine kinase activity; ATP binding. Gene Ontology annotation, cellular component: microtubule cytoskeleton. The record is from RefSeq and is a predicted model, not a curated record. The coding region runs from base 1700 to 7165 and encodes 1821 amino acids. Gene Ontology annotation, biological process: peptidyl-serine phosphorylation; intracellular signal transduction.